Molecule: messenger RNA, 9375 nt
Organism: Porites lobata
Lineage: Eukaryota; Metazoa; Cnidaria; Anthozoa; Scleractinia; Poritidae
Source: the annotation of a GenBank genome assembly
AUGUCUAAUGAAGAGAAGGCCAUUGGGCUUAUAGCUCAGGCGGAAAAGAAAGUGAAAUCUUCUCAGGGGUUUUUAGGUGGAUUAUUUGGGUAAGUCAUCAUCAGUAAGUGAAAUUGGUAUAUUCUCUGUAAUGAUGAGUUGUUUGAGAUCUUUCCGAGAGUAAUCAGGUUUUAUACCUUUUAAAAACGAAACUUUAUUUUGUCUAUUUUUGCAGGGGCACUUCGAAACUGGAAGAUGCGGCUGAAUUGUACGUUAGUGCAGGAAACAUGUUCAAGAUGGCACAAAAAUGGAGUGGUAGGUAUUUUAAGCCGCUUGCAUAGACUGUCAGCUAGGCUGUGUAGGCUAGGCUGUGUUGUUCAGUACUGUAAUAUGGCUCGCACUACUGAAGGAUCAAAAGUCAGUAAACAUACCAAGUUCCAAAUUCAGUGGCGUGAGUGUUAUUUACAGGGCCUCAAAGACACACUUUUUUGUUCAGCUAUAAAUCAUGACUACAUACAUGCAGAGGCUUGAUACAGGAAGGUCAUGAGGACAUAUCUUCCUUCACAGUACAUGAAAUAGAUAGUUUUAUAUAAGCUUAAAAGUGUGGGAUUCGUUGGCAGAACCCCAAAAUGAACGUGGAUUUCUUGUGUAUUUUAUUUUCAAGCUCAAGAAUUUAAUUGAAAAUUAAGUCAAAAUCAGAGUUGUAACUGAGCUUUUGCUGUUCCUUAUCAUUAUAUUAUGGUUUUUAUUUAUUACAUCUUGAUUGCAGCUGCUGGUAACGCGUUUAUGGAAGCAGCUCAACUACAAAUCACUUUACAGUCCAAACAUGAAGCAGGGCAGCGUUUUGUUGAUGCCGGGAACUGUUUCAAAAAGACUGAUGUUGAAGGUAAUAAGUUUGGGUAUUUCCUCGUUAAACUACAAAGUUGACGUCAUAGCAUAAUGUGCUGCAUCCAAGGAGGCAUUGUAACAGAAGUGAUAGAAGGAUUAACAGGAUUUAUUACUUCUAACAAUUAUUUAUCAAUGGUAAAUUCUUAGGCAACAUUCAACAAACAGUUGUUGACUAAGAAUACUGUUUCUCAUCAAUGAAAACAUGAAACUGAAUUUCCUGAAACUCUGAACAAAUAACUGAGCAUUAAAGUUUUAUUUUAAAAGCACUGUGUAGUGUUAAACUGUCAAGCCUUGAUAUAUUUAAGCUGGGGAUGUUACCUGACCUUGAAUAGACCUUUGUCACUCGGUGACCAUUUUGUCUCAGGAGAUUUGAAAAGCUUUGUUUAUGCACGGCUAGCCUAGUAGAGAGAACGAGGCUAGCCAUGCAUAAACAAAGCUUUUUCGAACUCCUGAGACAAAAUGGCCGUCGUGUGACAAAGGUCUAUAUAGUCAAGCAUCUCCUUUUGGAACCUUUAUGAUACAGGUACCUUUCUAUUGUGACCAAUUCAGUUGCAGGUCCCAUAAAUACCAAACAUUUUACCUUCCCUACUAGUGUCACAUAUACUAAGAUCAAGGGAGCGGGUACAGGGGUUCCAGCGGGCCCCAACUAACUGCACCCAUCAGACCAGAUAAUUUUUUUUGGAAUUUUAAAAGUAAUGGUUUUAUAUUGAAGCUGUAAUUAUUGCUAUCACAGUUUUGACGAUAAAAGUUUAGUAUGUACUUAAUGUUAUGGCAAUACAACUCAAUGAUUGGCUGUAAAUAGUUCCAACAUUAAGCACAAGCUUAAACCCAUCCAAACCGCCCCCUCCCCCACCUGGAGCGGUCCUUGUAUACUUCUAACGAUACCUCCAUGAUGCAAGCAGCUGUCCAUAGUAACUUUUUUUACAAAUUACAAUGGUCCAUUAUUUUUCUUUAAUUGUUGCUUAAUUUCAAUGUCACAUUCUGUCAGCUUAUUUGUUGUUUUUUGGUUUGUAGAGGCUGUGAGGGCUUUUGAAAUGGCCAUCAACAUUUACACAGACAUGGUAUGAAAGUAGACUAAUUGACACAGCUAGAAGCUUUACUUAAACCUGAACCUUGAAUGACAUCAUCACCAAUUUAUACUAAACUGUACAUUACAAAACCAAGACUAGUAAUAUUGAUACUAAACAACAGUACUGAAGUACAGUUUCAUAAUCAGUACAAAAGAAAACUUGUGAAAGGUGGAUGGGUGGGGCAGGAUGGCAUUGGUGGAUUGCAGCAAACCAAGAAAUAAAAAAACUGAAUCUUGAGCAAGCUACUGUAUGUGACCAGAACACACUGUAACCUAUGUGUCCCAGCUGUGUGUGAGAAAAAUCAAAUCCUCAGCCUCCUCCUGCAAGGGGCCUAUUACUUUAAAAAUUUGCAUUUGCAAAAUUUGCAAAGAAAAGCCAUUGCAAAACAAUUGUAGCUCAUGAAAUCCAUUUUAUUUAUUAGUUGAUCUGGAAGGGGCAGCCAUGGAUCCAGCUCAUUGUUGAAUAGUAGUUCUAAUAAUUUAUGAUUUAAUUUAUUAUUUACAAAUCCCCCCCUUAAGAAUAUAGGUUUGUUGCAUAUGGAAGAUCUCUGGAGGACUGUAAAUGUUUUUAUCUUAUCCACAAUAAAUUAUUUAACUUUUGUUUUCCUAUAAAACCCAAGUUUUGAAGCCUGACUUAUCACUUUAAAAGCCUUUUGUCCAUAUCAAAAUUGUUAAAAAUACCUUAAAAAUACUUGUUGUUUUUUAGGGCCGAUUCACCAUGGCUGCUAAACACCACAUAACUGUAGCCGAGAUUCAUGAGGGAAAUUCUUCUGAUCUUGAAAAGGUGAGAAAUCAUUAACAAGGGUUGCAAGAGACAAUGAGUUUAAAGUGAUAAAUACUAGUCUUGGUGGAAGGCUUUCCACCUGGGCAUAUAACAUCCUCCUUGAUCCUCCAUUAUUCUUCAGAUCAUACUCUGCUUUAUCCAGUAAUUGCUAAGUAAUCCGCUAGAAAUACAUUACUAAAUUAACACCAAAAAGGGACUUACACUGUAUUUUGGUUAUCUAAAACACAUGCUUUUUUCCUUCAGGCAAUAUUUCAUUAUGAGCAAGCUGCUCAGUAUUACAGAGGAGAAGAAUCAAAUAGGUACGUAGAUCAAAUUUAAUUUCCACUUAAUUCAGAUUUACUUAGAAGAAAUUAUAUCAUUCAUUAUUAGCUCUCACUGGUGCCUUAGUAAUGUCUGUGUUAAACACCAUACUUUUAAUGUGCUUGGGUUAUCUACAGUACAGCUCAGAGAUAAGCGACCAAUGGACAUGCAAAACACAUGCAUGUUUUUUGCAUUAACGCGAAAUCGUUAACUAGUUUGAAACUGUGUUUUUGAAACUAGCUUUCCCUGUCACUUUCCCAAGGAAACACCAGUGUGCAAUCAUGCCCUCCCUAUGUCUCUAUUAUGCCUUUCAUCGGAAGCGGGGUAUGGUACACAUAAAAAGGCCAGAAUCUAGAGUUCCUUCUGUUUGGUCCAGACACAAUUCAUCUGACACAGUUUUGUUCUGAUUGGCUGAAGAUUAGGUUUGAUGUCCCACAAGAGUACAAUGCUUGUAAUUCCCAUAGUUAAAGUACUCUCCCUGGCUUAAAUUUUUUUUAAAAUUUUAAGGCCAAUAAUAACAUGGAACAGGAAGUGAAACUCCACCUGAUAUUACUCCAUCACAGAAAUACGUUUGUGCUAGUUUUUCAAAGAAGUGACAACUGAACAUAGCCAUUGUUUUCCCUAAGUACAAAAAUAUUUGGUAGCAGACGUUUUUUGGGCGUUGUGCAAUUUGAGUCCUGAUUGUGACAGGUCAACCAGAUGUUAAUUCUUUUUAAGUAGGGGGGGGGUGGUGCCUCAUGAAGAAAAAUAAAAUGCAUCAGGUGUUUUUUCCACCUCUCUUCUCAACAAACAAAACACACCUGACCACAGGUUAAGCAAACACCAUCAAACCUUUCCUUUUCUGAAGACCGUCAUGAUUGAUCCAUGAUACUGUUCAUGCUGCUGAUCAGGAGUUGUUCACAGUUUUCCACCCAAUAAGUUAUUGCAAUGUUUUACGUUGUGUUUCAUUCAUAACAUUAUUAACCAAACUUAUUGUAUUUUUUAUCGUCAUCUGGUCGUGACGCUAUUGCUCUUUCUACCUGCAGUUCUGCAAACAAGUGCCUUUUGAAAGUAGCUAUGUACUCAGCCCAGAUGGAAGAGUAUGCUAAGGCUCUAGAGAUAUAUGAACAGGUUUGUUUGUGUUUUUGAAAACAAGAAGAGGGAGUUUGAGAUCUGAUGAUAGUGAUGGCAGCCAUAAUAAUGCUCAAAAAGUGAAUUCUCAUCCUUUUAAUCUCUAUCACAAUAUUUUCCUAACUUGCUUAUUUUUUCAAAUGCAAGCAAACUCUUUUGGAGUUGAUUCCCUAAUUACCAUAUUUAAGUUCAAAAAGAGAAAGAAAAUUUCAUAUUUCACUUGUUCAUGUCCUCAUUAAAAUGUGAAUCCUGGCAUUUUUAAGUCACAGCCGGGCGGUUGCAAGCUAAAAACUUACAAAUAGCCUGCUGUGUGUGUAGGGUUGUUAUUUUUUUCAAUUCAACCUAUUGCAUUUUUGAAGUUCUCGUUGCCGUCACCAUCAUGCCAUCUGAUACUCCCUAAUAUCCCCCCCCUCACACAAAUCUCUUUAAACAUGAUCACACAUUGGUAAAAUUUUGCAGAUGACUUACAGAUCAAAUAAAUAUGCUACACAAUGAGUUAUUCCAAGUAUUUAUGGGCUGAAAUACAAUACCCUUGACUCUCUGUAGCGCAAGUAUAGAGUUUUUAUUGGAGGUUGCAAUGCUUUCUUUACAUAAUUACAAUGAACUAGCAAAUCUGAUUGGAAAAGGAUUUUGGCUGACUAUAGCUUUUUCAAAAUUGUUCACAAGUCACUGGCUCUAUGUUUGUAUUAUUGUCCAGCAAAGAACAAUAUUAUUCCUAGCAUAUUGCAGGCUUUUGACCUACUGUAUAAUGGCAUCUUCAAAUUGAACACAUUUUGCUGCAGCGAUCUUUACUUUGUUCAUAGAAAGGGCCUUUUAUUAUUUUCAAUUGCCUUAAAAGUACAAGUGCAAUGUUGUGUGUGUAAACGACCUAUCUCCAGUUGUUCAAAAUUUGGAUAACACCGUCCAUCGGAUAAAUCACUAUCCAGUGGAUAACACAAUAAUAGGGAGCUUAAGCAGCUACGUUUUUGAGCGACGCACGUCAACCGGAAGUGAGGUAUUUUCCCUCUUAACAUGCCUUGAUGAUAUAAAAUUUGUAUUCCUUAGCUUCUUUACUGUUAUAGAGGCAAUUUGACUAAAAAUUUGCGCGAAAAAAAAAUGAAAAAAGGCCACUUCUGGUUGACGUGCGUCGCUCAAAAACGUUGAUGCUUAAGCUCCCUAAUGUUGGUUUGCCUAACACUCGUCCACUGGAUAUCCAGUGACUGAACAACUGAGGGCUGGUCAUAGAUGAAUAAAAUCAUUAUUUUGGCCAUCAAAACUAACCGGAUGGUGUCAUUUAAAACCUCCAGGUUGCUGCUGAUGCUAUUGAGAGUUCAUUACUAAAGUACAGUGCUAAAGAGUAUUUCUUCAAAGCAGCCCUCUGCCACAUGUGCAUUGAUAUCGUUGAGGCCCAGAGAGCAGUUGAUAAGUACUGCGAUAUGUACCCAGCAUUCCAAGACACCAGGGAAUGUAAACUUCUUAGGGUAAGUAUUAAGUAUGCACAAGCUGUUUGCAUUCAUACAACUGGCAUGGUCUGCCAUUUGCACAUGGUUAGCUUGUUGUGCAGAUUUAAUUUAACCUCGGUUAGUAACACCAAAAUCCAUGUUCUGGGCCCCAACGGACUCCACGAAUUACCAGAAGCGCAUUUCAAAUUUCCUUUGGUCUUGAUUGGAAAAAUGACAGUGGCAUUUUCAGCAGGCCAAUCAUGGUGCAUUAUCUAAUCCUGGUACACAGGUGAUGACCCAGAACAAGGAUUUUGGGGGUGUUUUGCAGAUGGACUUAACCAGAGUUUAGUUUGGUCUGUGACACUGGCUAGUACAUGGUCAUUUGAGCCACGUGAAGAUCUAUUUUUGCAAGGCAAAGUCACCGCCAAUACCUUGUUCUGUGGUUACUGUGCUUAUUACAUCCCAGUGGGGUAGGGGAGGGUGGUUUUGAAGGAGGUAUUUAUUUUUAAAGAAUCUCCAGUUUUUGGUGUGGUCAAGAGUAGAAUGAGUGAACUCACUGUAUCGGAUGAUCAGGAAUCAUUUCCUUAGUCUUUCUUUUGUGUCAGCAUGGUAGCUCAGCAAUAAGAGAAAGGAGGGGUAUAUUUUUUAAAUUUCUAUUGCGAAAGGGAGGCGAUAGAUUUUUAGAGCUGCUGAAAGUGAAAGUGGAAAGCUUUAUUCAAACAUGUGACAUUGAUGAACCUAAAAAGGACUCGUUACAAAAAGGUACAUGUGGUUUGGUCUUGCUGAGGGGAUUGAAUCGCUGCAUCCCACUCUCCAGACCAGCCCUUUUCCAAUAUUGAGCUAACCCUAAUGCUGAUACUCCUUAAAUAAGAUAACUUCAAUCUAGAAUUUUUUAUUAUACAGCCAUUAAGAGGUUAGCAUGUGGUAUAUUUCUCACAGAAUACCUGCUCCGCUAUUUUUUUCAGACUCUUCUUGAAGCUAAAGAAGAAGAGAAUGUGGAAUCUUUUACAGAAGCUGUAAGUACUCUUUCACUGAAAGGAAAAUCUCUUUACAAAAAGAAUAGAUGAUAACUGUAAAUAUAUAAUCUAUAAUAUAUAAUAAUAUAUAAUCUAUAAUAUAUAAUAUAUAUAAAUAUAUAAUCGCAAUUAGAGAGCACAAAAUUAUUUGUAUAAGCCACUUAUAAAAAAUUCCCGGGAUAUAUAUGUACCAUUAAACCAUUUUUUGGUGCUUUGAACAGGCCCAAAAUCAUUUUAGCUUUUCACUCUGACGAAGGGAGGGCUAGUGCUUAAAUCAUCAGCUCUUAGAGGAGCUGUGCCACAAACUUAAACUAAACUUAACCCUUUAAGUCCCAAUGGCGACCAACAUCAAUAAUUAUCUCCUAACGAUAUCCAUUCACUGUCAAGUUAUACGGUUGUGAGAAUUGAUAAAAUGAUCACCAAAGUGAGAAUGCACUGAUCUUUUAUGAAAUUCUCUCAACACAUUCUUUAAAGAACUGUAUGGAGGUCAGUUUGGAGAAUUUGUAUGUGGAUAUUGGGGCUUAAAGGGUUAAUCCGUAGGAACUGCCUCCAAAUUGAGUGAAACAGAAAAAUAAACUAGUCUAAACAUGAAAAGAAGGUAUAAAUAACAAGUCGAAUACAAAAAUGACAUGGGUGGACAAAGCCGGAAAACGAAUUUCAAUUGUGGGUUUUGAAAAGUUGUUAGCCCAACACUUUGUGCAAGUUUUUUACUUUUUUGUUACUUUUGAUUUAAUACUGGGAAGGCAUAUUUGUUGGACAAGAAGCUGUGAUUUUAACAUCAAUCAUAACUAUAACAAAAUUCUCAAAUCUGAUUGGCUAUUGGCUAUCAAUUGUCCUGAUUUAUAAUUUAUGACUCGUGAUUUCAACAAAUCGAAGUAACGCUACGCGGUAGUCCGAUUUUGUUAAUCAGUCGUAUGAUUGCAGACCGAAUUGGACUCCACUCAGUCCUUUUACCAUUAUUUACAUUUGUCAAGUACUUUCUUCGCAAGUGUUCGAUUCCCUAUUGCAUAAGGACAAGUACACUGUAGUUGGCAAUAUUGACAAAAUGAACUAGACAGCCGACGGUGACAGUACAGCGCCUUUAAAUCAUUUACGUUGGGGAAUUAACUUUAUCAAAUUGGAUACCAAUAUCCCGCCGAGCCAAUAUCAUGCACAAGGGAUUCGAAGACGGAGAAAGAGCGCGAAGCGUGAGAAAAAAGGAAGGAACUUACGUCUAUUUUCUCCUUUCCCCACCUAACCCCGUUGCGUUUGCGGUCAAUGAAUCCCCCCGGUUUUUAUUUUCUUACGCGCGCUGAACGAUCUCUAAGGAGAAAAUCAAGAUAGAGGAACUGUGAACAGACUAGGGAAUUCGCUAUUAUUAUGGAACGUUAAGAUACUGUCAGUGAGAUACAUUAUCGUUACGAAUUUUUGUCCAUGAUUGUAGCAUACUACCUUUCUCUGUUUUAAUCAGUUCAGGGGGUAUAUUCAUUUCAUGUUAUACCAUGUCAGUGCGACAAUCUUUUCACACACUGUUUCCUUUUGAUUCCAGGUUAAGGAAUAUGACUCGAUUUCUAGACUGGACCAGUGGUUGACCACUAUCCUCUUACGGAUCAAGAAAGGAAUGAACGAGGAACCUGACUUGACAUAAGCAACUGCGCUGUAAACUGAAAUAAUGCUAUGUUUUAUGUCUCUAGUUUUUCGAUAAGUUCUAGUCUAUGUCAAGGAAAAUGUUAUUAUAACGACGCAAGAACUUGUGUUGAACCUCUUUCUCUAUGAUGGGAAUAAUAAUGGAGUGUUUCCAAUUGAACAGUCAAGAAAAUACUUCACAGAAUCCAUUUUACGGGGUCACUGAACGGCUCACACAAUUGGCUGUGAAAACAGUAGGAUAACCACACAAACAAUAACCCAAACCCUCAACACAGAAGGCAAUUUUAUUUUAGACGACCACUUAAAUUAGAGGUUCUGUUGAGUUACUGGACUACUCAUUUUACGACCAAUACAGUCAACUCUCUCGCAAGAGAUACCUAGGGUUGGUCCUAGCCUGCGUUGCAGACACUCUAAACCGCUGGUCUAGACGAUGUGUGAGCCGGCUGUAACGCAGGCACAAUUGGUCCCUGUUGUCGUCGACCAGGGAGCUUUAGCAUCGAAGACGGGAACGGCAGCAAAAACGUAGAAUUCGCGUUUUUUUAAACUUUAUCGCGUGUGGGACCGCACUCAAGUUUAGAAAGAGAAAGAAAAAUUCGUUGUCGCUUGUUUAUGUCCUCCAUAAACUUAAAAUUAGGUACUCUCACGUCGCAGUCGUGCAGUGACGGCAAAGAAAUGAACGAAAAAGCAAGUUGCACUUGCAGAGUUGUUGUUUUGCUCAGCAAACCUUUUGCUUUUUUCUAGUGACAUCCUCGUCACCGUCACCGUCGUCGUUGAUAAAGCUCCCUCUUAAGGCGGAUACCUCCCAAAGACGGGUGGACGGUCGCAGGGUGUACGUCUUUGAGAGACUUGAUUUUAAAGAACAAGAACGUUGCUAUAACAAUUACUUAAGGUAAUAUUUUAGGCGCUUUCCACGUACGAGUCGUCAAACCUACGCGACGAGACCGCAAGGUCAUGUGAGUAGAUGCGAAUUCUUCAUUAUCCUGAGUAUGUGUCAUGCUUUUCUGGAAGUAAACGAACCUAUUAAUUAUUUUAGCAGUUAGAUAUAGUACUAACAUGGUAUACCAACAAAAGUGGUACUUGACCCGUAGCUGUCACGAUUGACCAGUCUACGAUCAGUUCCGUUCAGAUGCGUUUUGCGACCGUAGUUUUAAUUAUUCCAGCUUCAAUUUACAUGUAAGACAA